AUGGGCAAGCACGGUAUCGGCAAGCCGUACACGCAGAUGCGGAACGCCAUGAUGAUGGGCACCCUCGUGAUCAAGGACUGGAAGUCCAUCAGGAUGACCGCGAGCCUCUACCAGAGGGAGAUCGACAGCGCGAAGUACGGCAGGGACUCGUCGAGGGUGACGGCCGUGGAGACGCUGAUGAAGAGGACGGACAAGUGCUUCGCGGUCGUUUCGAGCGGCACGGGCGUGGAGAUCAAGAUGAUCCCGGUCAUGGAGGCGAUGGCCAACGGCUUACCCGACACGAAGAUGAGGUACGUGACCUCCGCCGUCAGCCCUGUAGAUCUGCUCGAGCGCGCGGUCUUGGUGGUGUCCGCGGUCGAGGAGUUGGACAACAUCACGUUCACCGAUGAGGAGAGGUUGGCCGUCGCCGUAGUCUUCGCCUUCUCCAGCAGGAAGACGGUCGAGGUGAUAUCCGACGACAUGUUCGGGGUGAUCCGGGCGCUCCAGGUCGACUGGUCCACGGACAUCAGCUCGUUGCUGGGGGCCAUCGCCAUUGGCAACAUGUGCAAGUUCGCUCCUUUCGCAUCAUCAAGACCAGGAGCCCGAGCGUGCCAAGAACGGGACGAGGCGCUGAUCUCGUACUAG
Messenger RNA from Fonsecaea erecta, 624 nucleotides. RefSeq lists its product as hypothetical. The record is from RefSeq and is a predicted model, not a curated record. NCBI's taxonomy places the organism in Eukaryota, Fungi, Ascomycota, Eurotiomycetes, Chaetothyriales, Herpotrichiellaceae. The transcript is spliced from 2 exons. The coding region runs from base 1 to 624 and encodes 207 amino acids.